GUCAAAACGCCGACACUGCGAUAUAACGAUACAGUUGCUGACACCGACCUGGAAAGUAAUAAUUGGUCCCUUGACAGUUAAUUAAAAGCGUCACCAUACAAGGAUUGAGUGUGUUCAUUGUGUUCUCAGCUCGUGUGACAGUGAACAUCUGGAAAGAUGCUGAUGAUAAGGAGGUCUCUACAAUGUGUCUCACAGCGUUACAUGUCUAUAGUGACCGGCUCAAACUCACAGGUCACACAGCCUCUCAACUACAUAGGAGGUCAAAGGGCAGAGCCAAAAAACUCACCAAACACCUUCAAUCUCACAUCUCCAGCCACAGGUGAGGUUCUCAGACCCGUGGGUAAUGCUGGAAGUCAGGAUGUUGAUGAGGCUGUGUCUGUAGCUCAGCAAGCCUUUAAAACCUGGUCAAAGAUGGCUGGCUUUGAGCGGGGAACAGUACUGAAGAAAGCUGCUAACAUAAUCAGGGAGCGGUCUGAGGAGCUGGCGAGGACGGAGGUCCUGGACACAGGGAAACCAAUUUGGGAGGCUAGAUAUGACAUUCAAGCCUGUGCUGAUACCAUCGAUUAUUAUGGAGGACUGGCUGCCAAAAUAGCAGGAGAGUACCAGCAGUUAGCCAAUGGAAGCUUUGCUUACACAAUCAAGGAGCCCCUGGGUGUGAUCGGGGGGAUUGGCGCCUGGAACUACCCAUUUCAGAUGGCUGCAUGGAAGACGAGCCCGGCCCUUGCUGCAGGCAACACCAUAGUGUUCAAACCAUCACAGUUUACACCCCUCACUGCUGUCAUGCUGGCAGAGAUCUACACGGAGGCUGGACUCCCACAUGGCUGCUGUAAUGUCAUCCAGGGUGAAGGAGAAACGGGACAGUUUUUAAGCAACCACACAGGUGUGUCCAAGAUAUCAUUUACAGGCAGCGUUCAAACCGGCAGCAAAAUCAUGGAGGCAUGUGCUAAGCAAAUCCAUCACGUGACCUUGGAGCUGGGAGGAAAAUCUCCUUGUAUUAUCUUUGAGGACAGUAAUCUGGACGAUGCGGUGACCGGCGCCAUGCUGGCUAAUUUCCUCAACCAAGGCCAGGUCUGCUCCAAUGGGACAAGAGUGUUUGUACAAGACAGUGUGAUGAAACCUUUCCUGGAGAAAUUGGUGGAGAGAACCAAGGGGAUGAAAAUUGGUGACCCAAAUGAUGAGGACACUACUGUGGGUGCUACUAUCAGCCCCGAACAGGCACAGAAGACUCUAAAGUACAUAGACAUCGCCCGAACAGAGGGCGCUAACGUCCUGUAUGGUGGUGAACGUGUAACACCAAGCCCCAGUCUGGCUGGUGGCCACUACAUCCGGCCCUGUAUACUGACUGGUUGCCAAGACAACAUGCGAGUGGUCAAGGAGGAGGUGUUUGGCAGCGUCAUGUCCGUCCUGAGCUUCUCCACUGAUGAUGAGGUCAUCGCUCGUGCCAAUGACACAGAAUUUGGACUGGCAGGAGGAAUCUUUACAAAUAAUUUACAGCGAGCUCACAGGGUAGCAAGCAGUCUGGAGGCCGGCUCUCUCUACAUCAAUACCUACAAUGUGUACCCAGUGGGCGUACCGUUUGGCGGCUACAAGAAGUCGGGUAUUGGACGUGAAAAUGGAGCAGACACACUGGACUACUACACACAGAUCAAGUCAGUGUAUGUGGAGAUGGGGCCAGUAGAAGCCCCCUUCUGAACAGCCAGAGUUUACAUAGGGCCAGAGCAAGACCAUGACUAUAUAGGGCCAUACCUAGGGUAGACUCCGAUAUGGACAGGCGUCAUUAUUAAGGCCCAGGAGAAGAGGGGAUAGACUCUGAUUGGAACCGACCUUCUGUAAGGCCUUGUCAUACUGGGGUUACACUCUGGCAGGGAACAAGCUUAUGAAGAGUCAUACCUGGAUAGACCCUGGUGGCAACAGUACUUUUUGUUGGUCUUGCCUGGGGUAAACAAAAAUAGAGACACUAAAAAUGUGGAGUCAGACUCAAUAAAAUAUAAAACCUGCCUGGAACAAAGGCAUGAUUUCCUAAAAAAAGCGUUCAUGAAGAAUUUUUAUUGAUGAUAAAAAAGGAUCCUUUAAACCAGGAGUUUCAAUACAAAAAGGGUAUUAAGACCUUUUGGAAAUGUUAUGGUAUGGUUGCUGGGGUCUAAAAUCAUACAUUUGUGCUCUCUAGGAAAAAGAUAUUGUAUGUGGUGGAGGGCACAAAAAGAUGCUUCCACUCCUGGACAUAUUGAUGACAAAGUUGUUAUAUGAAUAUAUUGUUUAUGAUCAUGUGAGUUAAAAUUUUAUGUACAAGAUGUUUUUACUGUUUUGAGAAAACAGUAUAUAUUGAGACAUUUCAAACUUAUUUAGGGGUUUGUCGACCAAAUGUUGUAUGAAUAUAACCAAGAAUUAUUUCAUAGGAAUGCAAAAUAUUUAUUCCAGCACAUUGUGUAUUAACACUGCCACUUACUAAACAGGUAUAUUAUAUGUAUGAUAUUAUGACAAUCAGGAUUAACUAACUUCAUCAUGUACUCAGCCUGUGCUGGGAAAAUCUGGUCCAGAUUGUUAUUUUUAAUGUAGUAAUUUGUUUUUUAUCUGGACACAACAACGAACAGCAUACUGUAUAGCUGCUAAUAUUCACGAGGGUUUUAAUUUCGCAAAUUUCCUGAAUGCAUUAAAAUUUGCAAAAUUAAAACUCUCAUGAAUAUUUUGAGAUUGUUAGGUUGUUUGUUACUGGUAGUAACAAGUACUCGGAAAUCUUUGAGAGGUGUUCCAAAAGAGACUUACAGAAAUUGUGAUUCACGAAAUUAAACCCCACGAAUACUAAAUCGCGAAAUUUUAACCUAGCAAAAUUUAACAACUUUUUACUAUAUAGUACUGAGAAAUUAGUGUCAUAUUUAUUGUUGGUUGUAGUGCCGUAUGAGAAAUAAUGAUUUUGUUUUAAUGGGUGCAUCUAACAUGUUUUCUGUUUUAUAUGACAUACCGAUCAAUAACUGUAUAUUAGUCAGAAGUCUGGGUUGGGGGUCAGAGGAACCUCUAACAUGUUUUCUGUUUAUAUGACAUACCGAUCAAUAACUGUAUAUUAAUCAGAAGUCUGGGGUGGGGGUCAGAGGAACGUCAGACUAAUGUGUAACCUGUCUUCCAAUGUGAUGUCAGCUAAAACUAAUCUUAAUGAACUUGUAAGUCACUCUUUUCCAAGCUUUCGGGCUUAGCCAUCACUAUAAAACCUAUCUCAUAUAAUAAAACUAAUCUGUUUAAUAUGUACUGUCAUUAUCAAAGAUUUACUUUAUAAGCUAACAAUGUAUUUAAGUGUCACAUUUAAUAUCUACAGUAGUUGUGUAUAAAGUAAAACUUGAGUCAUAGCUUGACAAAGGAACCAGACAGCCUUGAAACAUUGCGACUCAUUUAAUCACCUCUGCGUUGGGAGGCAACGAUAAGCGCGGACGGACCGAUCCGGCGUCCGCGAUGGUUAUGCCACAGAAAACGGUCAUUGGUGCGUCUAGAAUUCAGCGUACUGACCGAAACGAUAUCGA
Molecule: messenger RNA, 3509 nt
Organism: Mizuhopecten yessoensis (Yesso scallop)
Lineage: Eukaryota; Metazoa; Mollusca; Bivalvia; Pectinida; Pectinidae
Product: 4-trimethylaminobutyraldehyde dehydrogenase-like
Exons: 10
Coding region: 157-1692 (511 amino acids)
Molecular function (GO): 4-trimethylammoniobutyraldehyde dehydrogenase (NAD+) activity; aminobutyraldehyde dehydrogenase (NAD+) activity
Source: RefSeq, a predicted model, not a curated record